AUGGAGAUGACGAUGUGUUUUCCUCUGCUGCUGCUGAUCUGCUCUCUCUCCACGGCUCAGCUUCAGUCUGACAACGAAGGCUCUGACCAGCGACAGACCUGCACACAAGACAUCCAUGCUGUGCUGAGAGAGAUAAGCGCCUCGUUGGCUGAGCAGAAGGUGGAGAUGAGGCACUUACAAAGAGAGAAUGAAGCACAAGCAACUCAGCUGGAGUCACAGAAAACUCAGCUGGAGUCACAGAAAACUCAGUUGGAGUCACAGCUGGAGUCACAGAAAACUCAGCUGGAGUCACAGAAAACUCAGUUGGAGAGGCAGAGGCAACAACUUCAAGUCAAACAGGUGGCUUUCUCAGCCUCUCUGUUGGCUUCAGGCUCGGAAACUCUUGGACCAAUUAACGCACACACUAAUCUGGUCUUCAGACACGUCGUCACAAACAUUGGAAAUGCCUACAACCCAAACACAGGUUUUUUCAUUGCCCCAGUGAGAGGAGCCUACCACUUUGAGUUCUACAUAGGAGCAUAUGGACAUUCUUCACAUGGUUCAGCUGCUGCGUUGGUUAAGAAUGGAGAGCAUAUUUUUAUUGCAUAUGAGCGUCAGCCGUCUGGUUAUGGCAGUUCUUCUAAUGGUGCCACGCUGCUUCUAGAGGUCGGAGAUCUUGUAUACUUGCGUCUGUGGAUUAACAAAAGAGUGUUUGACAAUGAAAAUCAUCACACCACCUUCAGUGGCCAUCUGCUUUUCACCAUGUGAAAGAGAAGCAGGUCUAUCAGUACUAUUGAUAAUAAUGUCAUUUAUUUUUUUCUUGAAAGCUGAUUGACAACAAAGUAAAACAGCAAAAUGUGUUGCAAAGAAACAAUUUUUGGAUUUUUAAUCUGUCUCUCUUUCUGAAUUAACAUAUAAAUCCAUAGUGAUAUACAAUGUGGGGAUACUUGUAAUACAUGUUUUUUUUUACAUUAAUUGUAUAAAACUAAUGACAAAAUUGUGUAAAUAUUUAAAAAUAAUUUUACUGAAAGAAAUACUAAACAAAAUCACCAGAAAGGACUCACUCACUCGUUGGACCGCAGCAUCCAACUAAACCACGUCACUUUACUGUCUGACUG
Centropristis striata (black sea bass) is the source of this 1097-nucleotide messenger RNA. RefSeq names its product complement C1q-like protein 2. The record is from RefSeq and is a predicted model, not a curated record. Lineage: Eukaryota; Metazoa; Chordata; Actinopteri; Perciformes; Serranidae. Gene Ontology annotation, molecular function: protein binding. The transcript is spliced from 5 exons. Bases 1 to 747 code for a protein of 248 amino acids.